GCAGAAAGUGAAUGUCUCCAUGUAAUAUGGCGACUAGAGAAGAUCAAGAGCUGAGUUUAUUAGAAUUGGCAAUUAUAAAAUUAACCGAAGCCCAGAAUGUAAUGGCUGAAGCUAGCGACUCAGUGAACGCCAAAGUAUCUGAUGCGCUGAGGCUCAUGGCAGAAGCAGGCACUCUAUUGAAAAAGGAUCUCGAUAAUGCGCGAGUAAGAAAGGAAGCUGUCGAAGAGAUGACAAGAACAUUGAGUCACGUCCACUUCGCCAGCUCAAUUAAGCUGAAUGUUGGUGGAAAAAUAUACAAUACAACAUUAGAUACUCUAAGAAAGGAUCGAGACUCAAUGCUUUGCGCGAUGUUCUCUGGAAGAUUCGAGUUAAAGGCAGAUCCAGAUGAUGGAGCAUAUUUCAUCGAUCGUGAUGGGAAACUGUUUCGAUAUCUAUUGAACUACCUCAGUGAUGGUGACCUUCUUUACCCUGAUGACCAAACUGUUAGGGAGCAGCUCCUGAAAGAAGCUGAGAUUUACAAAAUUCAAGGAAUAAUCAGUCAUCUCGAGGAAGCGAUGUCUCCAGCGUUACCCUCCUCAAUAAUAAAAGAUGAAAUUGACGAGUCAUACCUUCUGUCGUGGCUGUCACCUGGGACUACUUUUUCUCUGCUGUAUCGCGCCUCUGUAGACGGCAAAACUCCUGCUGAUUUUCACCGCUGCUGUGACAAGAAAGGGCCCACUCUUGUGGUGAUCAGAGGUGAAGAACACAUCUUCGGUGGCUACACUUCAAAGUCCUGGACAUCAGCUUCUCCUAUGAGAGCCAUCGAAGAUAGCGAAUCUUUCCUGUUCACGUUGGUUUGUCCUUCUAGAGGUGAAGCGAUGAAGGUUAAUCCAAAACCAGGUGCUCGUGGUGGCAUAAGGUGCGAAAGAGGAAAAGGCCCUUGCUUUGGAACCUCAGAGGACUAUCACCUUGAAGUGCGGAACAACUUUAGCGCCAGUCUUGACCUACGUUGUGGCUUUAUUUUUCCUGACGGUUUUGAUAAGGAUCCCCACUUCUCUCUAAUAACGUGGUUGGAACUGGAUGAAAUCGAAGUAUUUGAGACUAAUUUAGUCUGACUCAGAAUUCCUAGCUUAAGGUAAUCAGAAGAAUAACAACAACAACAAUCUCUCUUAUCUUAUAAACUAUUACAAAAGAUUAUUGGAAAUAAAACUAGCGUAUUGGCAGCCUGGAAUAACUAUAGGGGCUAGCGGAGCCAAGCAGCCAGUUGACAUCUGCGGAGCCAUGCAGUCAGUUGCAAUCAGCAUUACAUUACAUGAAAUUUGAUUAGAGAGAACUCAUUAUCUAUUUUACAAUCGAAGUGGCUUGAUCCAAUAACUCAGGUUGAACGGACGGGUGAAAAGGCAGGAACGAAUGUAACAACCAUUUUUUUCAUUGAAUAUUAUUCAGUAAAUAAAAUGGAAUGAUCCUUGGUCUAAUGAACAACGAAUCAAAUGAUUAGAUCACGGUUAAGAUAUCAUAACAUAAUCUUCGAUGGCCCUAAUGUACGAACUUGUACUCAGAGAAGUUUAAGAAGUCAGUUUUGUUUUAGAAACAACAAGAAAAUUAGGGAGAGAAGAAAUAGAGUGCAAAGUUUAACAACAAUUUUUGAAACUCUUUUUUUAAACUCGACCGAUUCCCGAUGAAUAAAGCACUGACUUGGCUAGC
Stylophora pistillata is the source of this 1683-nucleotide messenger RNA. RefSeq lists its product as uncharacterized. The record is from RefSeq and is a predicted model, not a curated record. NCBI's taxonomy places the organism in Eukaryota, Metazoa, Cnidaria, Anthozoa, Scleractinia, Pocilloporidae. Gene Ontology annotation, biological process: protein homooligomerization. Gene Ontology annotation, molecular function: protein binding.